This is a messenger RNA of Papaver somniferum (opium poppy), 687 nucleotides long. RefSeq lists its product as uncharacterized. The coding region runs from base 1 to 687 and encodes 228 amino acids. The transcript has a single exon. The record is from RefSeq and is a predicted model, not a curated record. Lineage: Eukaryota; Viridiplantae; Streptophyta; Magnoliopsida; Ranunculales; Papaveraceae.
AUGGAUCUGGUUCUCGAUCUAAUUCAGAAAACUUUAGUUCAAAUUUUGAAUUCCAGUAAUCCUGUGGAUCCUCCGUCUUUGUUUAUACCUGAUGAUGUUAUUGAAGAAAGUUUAAGCGAAUGGAGAUUUAGUUUGAUUAGUAGACUCGAUUUUUUCAAGAUGAAGAUGGAAGUUCCAGCUACUUCUCUGAGAAAACAAUGGGCUAUUAAAGGUACUCUACAAUUUAUCCCUUUAGGUAAAGGAUUUUUUAUCAUCAAAUUAGAUAAUGAAGUUGAUAGAAAUAUUAUUUGGAAGGAUCUUUGGAUGGUUGAAUCUCAAACUUUGAAACUCAGGGCAUGGGAACCUAACUUUAAUCCAGAGACACAGAAAACUUCUUCUACUUUUGUAUGGGUAUCUUUCCCAGGUUUGAGUAUAGAAUACUGGAAGGAAAGUAUUAUUCUCCAAAUGGGAAGUAAAUUAGGCAGAGCAAUCAAAGUAGAUGAAAUCACAUUAAAAAGAGAGAUUGGGUAUUAUGCAAGUGUUUUAGGUGAAAUUGACUUAACAAAGUAUAUUCCAAGCAAAGUGAUUGUUGAAUCCAAGUAUGGAAAAUUUGAACAUGUUAUUCAACUCUCAAAGAUGCCAAAAUUCUGCCACCACUGUAAGAUUGUAGGUCAUUUAACAGCUGAAUGCAGAGCAAAAACAUCUUAA